GGGGAGGGGAGGGAGGGGAGGGGAAGGGAAGUGGGGAGAGAGAGAGAGCACAGGGCGAUGGCGGUAUAAAGCUGGGAGCCUGCACUCCGGUCGGGUGCGGUGAGCGAGCGGCGGGACAACUUCAGUGACUCGGCGAGUUUUGUCCCAACUGUUGCAGCCCGUUCGCCGGCCGAAGGCGGCGGACAGAGAGAAGGCGGGGAGCAGCGGCUGACAUUUGAUUAUUUGGAUGUUCCCACCCAAUCGUGCUCGAUCCCAAAUCCACAAUGAAUGAAAUCGUGAUUGAUCAAUCCAAUCUACCUCGGGUGCGAGAAGUGUGCCGUGGCUUUGCGGUCUUGGAGGAUGGGGCAUUGGCACAUAAUCUUCAGGAGCGAGAGAUUGAACAGCACUACGCCUCGAACAUCGAGAAGAACAAGUUGGUCCGGCAGGAUGUCUGUGUGGCCAAGAAGCUGCAGGACGAGGAGGAACUGGAGGCCCAGCACUACAGCCGGGAACAUCAGCAGCAGAUUGAAGAGCUCGAUUCGCAGUACGCCAAAGUUGUGCAGGAGGAGAUUGAGAAGCGGGUUGAGGAGAGUCUGCGACGGGAGGCACAGGACAAGGAAGUGGCCAGGAGGUUACAGGAGGAGGAAGAGCUGAGGAACCGGAGAAAACUCACUCUGGAGGCUGAGGUGUACGGAGCCGGACAGGAGGCAUACCGGCAGAGGGGGAAGAGACUGUGGCGUGAGCAGGGUGGGAGCUCUCUGGACAGGAAGGUUGCAGAGCUGAAUAUCAGAGAUUCCUACAGUGCUGAUGAGGAGCAGCUCCAGAGGGACGAGGCAUUGGCCCGUCUCUUGCAGGAGGAGGAGGAAGUGAGGAUGGUACAGCUGAAAUCAAGGAGCCAAAAGAAUCAGGAAGAGGACUUUCGCACUGCACAGGUCGCACAGGAUGAGGAAAUCGCUCGGUACAUCCAGAGACAGGAACUGAAAGCCCACAAGCAGUCCAAGGGGCUCAGGAGAGCAUGUUCUGGAGACAGCAACAAUUCCUCAGAGAGGUGGGAGAGACGGAGUCAAACGGGCUUCUCUCGCCAAGAAUGGCUGAAUUCGGAAGAAUUCCCAUCUCCAAGUGGUGGGAAGAGCCCAGAGAGAGGGUCGUCACCCACAGAACAGCUGCAGCAGACCAGGUAUCUGUUCCCAAGAAAUAUCGCAGAGGAGCUAGAUCCGACCUUUAAAACCAAAAAUGCCGAGUGUUCAUCGGAGUCGGUCCGUCCUAUUCCACCAGGAUUGCCUCGCUCCCGUGCUAUGCCGCCAGAUGGUUUCUACGACUACCUGGAUGAGCCCUCCGAGCCCACGUUUGUUCCACCAACCAGACGGCAGGAAGAGAAGUUGGUGAGACAGAAAUCAAAGGAGAAGAAGGAAGGAUGUAAGCAACAGUGAGAGUGGUCUGUGCUGUGCAACAGGCUGAUACAUCUGAGAAGCCUCUGUCACACACUUGUGCACAAGUGCCACACACACACACACUUUUCUUCAUAUAAAUUCCAGGUUUCCACUGCACACUUUGCUUGAAGCACUCGAACUAUUUGCGUUAGUGCCUCUGGAGCCUGCAGCUGUAGGUUGUCCUGAGUCACACGUCUCACUGAUUCCAGUGGAUCUACACCUGCAGGCUCCAGUGCACCAACCUGGAGUGAGCAAAAGGCAGCUGGUGUAGGGCCUGCCUCUGAUCCUGGUGCAAACAGCAGCCUGGCAGCAAUCUGUUGCACUUUAGUGUCAGUGAAGGGAAGGGGUGAUCCCCAGGUCCAAGAACCUGCCUCAAGUUUGAAUGACACAACAUGGAAAUGGUCAUUGAUGAAACCAGCAGGUGUGGAUUUGAGUGCCCCUUCCUCUCUUUUUCUAUUUGAGGCUGAGGUAGAGAGACUGAUCAAACAGGCUGCACCUCACUGGUCAUGAUAGGAGUGCCUGCCAUAACUGUUCUUGUACGCAGUGCUUUUGGUUGAAAGUGAGAGCUGAGAGUGGCACCUUCGCACCUCUGGCCUGGAGCCUUCCUGGACAAGGUGAAGAAUGACUCUCCCUUUUAUAAUUCUCCUCACUGCUCUUGUGUAUGGGCAGGAUUGACGGAUGCCAGGAGCAGGGGCCAAUGAUCUCACUCCCGGCCCAGUUACACACACAGUGCCCAAACUCACCACUAGAGGCCGUACAAACUCAGAUCUCGAUCGCCAGCGUGUUCCUGCGGCUCCCCACACGAGUUGUGCCUCUGGCUCACUCCAACUUUGUACAGACCCUCACUGAGCCCUCUGCAGCAUCUCCUUGUACAUCGCAAUCCAAAGAACCCGGCCCCGAGGGAAGGGCUGAACAUUCCAGUAAUUUAAUCUUUGCCUAUUUUGAUGUAUUUAAUAAUGCUGGAAUUUCUUUGUUGAUCAUUACUUUGGACAAUGAAAGGGAACUUUAAUCUGUAUCUGGCUCAUGCUGUACUUGUCCCAGGAGUGUUUGAUGGGACAAUCUGAGGAGAGUUUUGCUUUGUAUCCAGCCUCUGUGUCUAACCCUAGGAAUGUUUCAUAAAACAGAGAUUGCUUUG
Molecule: messenger RNA, 2544 nt
Organism: Pristis pectinata (smalltooth sawfish)
Lineage: Eukaryota; Metazoa; Chordata; Chondrichthyes; Rhinopristiformes; Pristidae
Gene: ccdc187
Product: coiled-coil domain containing 187
Exons: 12
Coding region: 264-1409 (381 amino acids)
Source: RefSeq, a predicted model, not a curated record